AUGGCUCAGCAGCGCCAUGCCAUCCCCCCGCCACUCAAGACAGAGGAGGACUACAUCCCCUACCCCAGCGUGCAUGAGGUGCUGGGCCGGGAGGGGCCGUUCCCCCUCAUCCUCCUGCCGCAGUUCGGGGGUUACUGGAUUGAGGGCACCAACCACCAGCUGAGCGGGGCCCCUGAAUCGCCCCCCACUCCGGCACCUGGCACCCGGGCAAAGCUGGAGGGCAACCACACGGCCAAGAUCUACCGCAAGCACUUCCUGGGCAAGGAGCACUUCAAUUACUACUCCCUGGACCCGGCGCUGGGACACCUCGUCUUCUCCCUCAAGUACGACGAGCAGGAGCACCUCCACCUGCUGCUGCGCACCCGUGCCCGCACCCUGCAUGAUGUGGUGCCCAUCUCCUGCCUGGCCGAGUUCCCCAACGUGGUGCAGAUGGCCAAGCUGGUGUGCGAGGACGUGAACGUGGAUCGCUUCUACCCUGUGCUCUAUCCCAAGGCAUCCCGCCUCAUCCUCGCCUUUGACGAGCACGUGCUCAGCAACCACUUCAAAUUUGGGGUCAUCUACCAAAAACUGGGGCAGACCUCCGAGGAGGAGCUUUUCGGCACCACGGAGGAGAGCCCGGCCUUCGCCGAAUUCCUCGAGGUCCUGGGUCAGCGGGUGCAGCUGCGGGACUUCAAGGGGUUCCGAGGGGGGCUGGAUGUGACCCACGGACAGACAGGCAGCGAGUCGGUCUAUUGCCACUUCCGUGACAAGGAGAUCAUGUUCCACGUCUCCACCAAACUGCCCUACACCGAGGGGGAUGCCCAGCAGCUGCAGCGGAAGCGUCACAUCGGCAACGACAUCGUGGCCAUCGUCUUCCAGGAUGAGAACACACCGUUCGUCCCCGACAUGAUCGCCUCCAACUUCCUCCACGCCUUCGUGGUGGUGCAGCUGGAGCAGGGGGGCUCCCAGGGCACCCUCUACAAGGUCUCCGUCACCGCCCGUGACGACGUGCCCUUCUUCGGCCCGCCGCUGCCCGACCCCGCCGUCUUCAGGAAGGGCCCCGAGUUCCAGGAGUUCCUGCUGACCAAGCUCAUUAACGCCGAGUACGCCUGUUACCGAGCUGAGAAGUUCGCCAAGCUGGAGGAGCGGACGCGGGCGGCGCUGCUGGAGACGCUGCACGAGGAGCUGCAGGCUCGCAGCCAGGCCAUGCUGGGGCUCGGCCCCGACGACGAGCGCCCCGACAACGGCGGCGCCGCCCCGGGCUUCUUCGAGUCCUUCAAGUCGCUGCUGGUGCCCGGGAGCCGCCGGGGACGCCGCGGCAGCGCCAUCGGGCUGGGCUCGGUGGAAGAGGUGGGUACCUCGCUGUCCCCGCUCGGUGUCCCCCCGGUUCCCGGUGUCCCCCCGGUUAACGGCGCCCCGCAGGCGCUGCUGGUGCCUGCGCCGGUACCGGCCCCGCCGCUGUCCCCUCCCGCUGUCCCCUCCCGCUGUCCCCUCCCGCUGUCGCCUCCCGCUGUCGCCUCACUGCCGUCGUCUCCCCGCAGGGACGGCUCCGCAGCCGCCGACGGCUCCAGCUCCACACACAGCUCCCCCGAGAGCCGCCGGAACCCCGACAGGGCCGAGAAGCCAGAGGCGCCGGAUUUCUCCCGCUCCUCCUCCAGCGCCAGCAGCUUCGGCAGCGCCGCGGAGGAGCCGGGCGAGCCCGGACGGGAGAGCCGCUCGCCCUCGGGGAGCCACCGCGACGCCUUCACUGACACUCCGUGGCCAGAUGACCCCCCCGGAACCCCCCCAGGCCGUUGCCCGCCUGACCCCCCCUGCCCUGAGAUCAAAAUCCAGCUGGAGCAGCCCCCCCCUAAUCCGGGCUCAUAG
Molecule: messenger RNA, 1845 nt
Organism: Pseudopodoces humilis (Tibetan ground-tit)
Lineage: Eukaryota; Metazoa; Chordata; Aves; Passeriformes; Paridae
Source: RefSeq, a predicted model, not a curated record